CCCCAUACACGUCAAACAAAUUUGCGCAAACUCUGUGUUUGUGCAAACAUUUUGAGCGUGUAUGGCGUGGUUUGAGUAGUUGCGCAACCGUUUGAAAAAAAUUGGUCGAGUUCGAAAUUUGUUGCGCAAACGCUUCACGAUUGACUAUCUGUUGUACGUGUAUGGCAGUGUUUGACAAGCAUAGGCUGUGAAAAACCUCCAGACGAUUGGAAAAACGUAUGAAAUAGAAUUCACUAAAUAUAAAAUUUAGUUUUAUAACUAUGUCGACUAAAAUUGAUGACAAUAAGACAUUUUGGCUUGAAUUUAUCGCCCUUUAUCAAACGUUUCCUGAAUUGUGGAAAGUUAAAAGCGAAGUCUAUAAAAAUAGAAUCAAGAAAGAUGCGGCGUACGAAAAACUGGUCGAGAAGAUGAAAGAAAUUGAUCCGAAAGCGAAUAGGGACUUAGUGCGUGCCAAAAUAAAUUCUCUUCGUACAUCAUACCGUAGAGAAUUGAAGAAAGUUAAGUCCAGUCAAAAAUCAGGUGCAGGGGCUGAUGAUAUUUAUGAACCGAGUUUGUGGUAUUACUAUGAAAUCGAUUUUUUAAGAGACCAAGAGACUCAAUUGCAAGGAACUUCCACAUUAGACAGUAAUGAUGAAAUUGUCGAUGUAGUCGAGGAAAACAACGAUGAAGCGGUUGUGGAAGAUAGCUUUUUAUUUCAAACAAUACCACAGAGUACACCGAAUAAAAAAUUUACACUCAAAAGAAAGGCACCCACAGACGAAGAAAGUAAAAGGUCUAAAUUAUUGGAUAUGGCUUGUCAACGUCUCCAAAAACCCACCUCCGAUUCACAAGUCCUGGCAAAGGCGUGGGGCAUAGAAUUUGACAAAAUGAAAGCAGACCAGCAAUUAUACGCAAAAAAAUUCAUUGACGACAUUAUUUAUGAAGGACGACUGGGCAAUCUCCACAGAAACUCUAUUACCAUUAAUCAUUCACCUGUACCAAUCACUACACAUUUAACAGGUCACAUUCAGCAUCCAUACUAUUAUAGCCCAUCUUCAUUGUCUUCACAUUAUUCUGGACCACCCUCUCCAUACGUACAAUCAUAUACACCUAGUCCACAACAACAACCACAUACAUUGCAAAAUUCAACAGUUCCAGCCACACCUCAACCAUCCACACUAGAUGGAUAUACAAUUAAUGAUCUUCUCAACGAUAACCAGUAUCAAUGA
Aphis gossypii (cotton aphid) is the source of this 1208-nucleotide messenger RNA. RefSeq lists its product as uncharacterized. Lineage: Eukaryota; Metazoa; Arthropoda; Insecta; Hemiptera; Aphididae. The transcript has 3 exons. The record is from RefSeq and is a predicted model, not a curated record. Bases 261 to 1208 code for a protein of 315 amino acids.